UUUCUCUUCUUUCUCGAUACAAGAAACGCAAUUGCAGGCAAUUCACUUCUUUUUGUCCUCUCUCCCAACCCCCAAAGACACGCACCACCAUGACCUCCACGAACCCCCAACCCGAAGAACCCAUCACCAUCCCCGCGGACCGGGAUGGAGUCGCCUACCUGUACGGCCACCCGCUGCUGAACUCGCUGUCGCCUCCCCUGCACAAGACCGUGUACGAGAAGCUGGGGCUGAACUGGAUUCAGAUCCCGCUGUCGAGCGUGACGGGGAGCUCGGAGACGUACCCGCCGCCGUACACGCGGUCGCCGCCGAUCGACAAGUUCCUGGCGUCGAUCCGGGCGAACCCCAAGUUCGUGGGGUCGUCGGUGACGAUGCCGUGGAAGGUGGGGAUCAUGCCGCACCUGGACGAGCUGACGGAGGACGCGCGGCAAGCCGGGGCGUGUAACACGAUCUUUGUGCAGACCGACGAGACGACCGGGGAGCGGCGGUACGUGGGCACCAACACCGACUGCAACGGGAUCCGGGAGGCGCUGGUGCAGAACUCGCCGGACCCGGCGCGCUUCCGCGGCAAGCCCGCGCUGGUCGUCGGCGGCGGCGGCACCGCCCGCACCGCCGUCUACGUCUUCCGCAAGUGGCUCGGCGCCAGCCAGAUCUACAUCGUCAACCGCGACGCCGCCGAGGUCGCCGCCAUCCUGGAGGAGGACCGCCAGCGCAAUGCAGGCCUCUCCAGUCUCGCCCCGAUCAUCCCCGUCACCGACCCCGCCGCCGCCGCCGCCCUCGAGACCCCCGCCGCCAUCGUCUCCGGCAUCCCCAACUACCCGCCCAAGAGCCCCGAGGAGAUCAACGCCCGCCAGGUGCUGCAGGCCCUGCUCGGCCGCAAGGACGACGCCAAGCCCAAGGGCGUCAUCCUGGAGAUGUGCUACCACCCCGUCCCCUGGACCGAGAUCGCCGAGCUCGCCGACGCCGCCGGCUGGAAGGUCAUCCAGGGCUCCGAGGCCCUGAUCUGGCAGGGGCUGGAGCAGGCGCGUCUCUGGACCGGGCGCGAUAUCAUCGGCACCCCUGGGGUGGUCGAUGCGGUCAAGGAAAUGGUCGCCAAGACGAUCGCCGAGCGGACGCAGCCCAAGUCUGCUUAGUUUUUGCGGUAAAUCUGGAUGACACCACCUUCAUGGUUUUAUGAUUUCUUGUACAGAAUUCUAGCAUACCCGGAGCAUUUGCUUGUUGUUUG
Molecule: messenger RNA, 1222 nt
Organism: Aspergillus aculeatinus CBS 121060
Lineage: Eukaryota; Fungi; Ascomycota; Eurotiomycetes; Eurotiales; Aspergillaceae
Product: shikimate dehydrogenase family protein
Exons: 1
Coding region: 90-1130 (346 amino acids)
Biological process (GO): chorismate biosynthetic process; shikimate metabolic process
Molecular function (GO): shikimate 3-dehydrogenase (NADP+) activity
Source: RefSeq, a predicted model, not a curated record